Messenger RNA from Periophthalmus magnuspinnatus, 3184 nucleotides. Its product is annotated as transforming growth factor-beta receptor-associated protein 1. Bases 78 to 2624 code for a protein of 848 amino acids. Lineage: Eukaryota; Metazoa; Chordata; Actinopteri; Gobiiformes; Gobiidae. Gene Ontology annotation, biological process: endosomal vesicle fusion; vesicle-mediated transport; autophagy. Gene Ontology annotation, cellular component: cytoplasm; membrane. The transcript has 13 exons. The record is from RefSeq and is a predicted model, not a curated record.
UUUAACUGCGCUUGUAAAACGAAUGAGAGGAGCGACGCAAGUGAACAUCUGGAUCUAAGAACUACAAAACCCCCAUCAUGUCUUUCAACGCAUUUACAUUGACCUGCGUCUACGAGAAGACUUCAGACCCGAGAGACAAAGACCGAUUUAAUAUUCAGUGUGUGGAAUGCUACCACCCGAACAUCUACAUGGGAACUAAGCAAGGAACUGUCCACCAUCUCCUCAUCUCCAGUGUUCAUCCAAGCUCCAACCAGACCUACGCCAAAGAGGCCAGAGUGAAGAAAUUCUCCAGCUCUCCUGUCAACCGGAUCCGCCUCGUACCGAUCUACAACCAUCUGCUCGCCCUUAGCAACCGCACCGUCACAGUUCUUAACAUGUUCUCCUUGGAGACCAACCCGAGCUUCAAGAAGAUCCAGAAUGUUUCUCAGUUCGAGCUUUCACAAGAAGAAGACAAAGUGCAGAUGGUCACAUGCUCCAGUCAAAAGAAGGUGAUCAGGGUGCUGGCCGUCGGAGUGGAUCACUGGGAUGUUUUGAAGGAGAUCCCUCUGGCCCAGGAGCCUGUGGAGCUGGCGGUGGAUGUGUGCAGUGCGUGUGUGUGUGUGGGCACCAGUGAGCAGUACCUCCUGUGUGACCUGCACACCGGCCACAGAGAGGCGCUGUUCCAGCACGGCCACAGCAGACUGCAGGUCCUGGUCAGCGCGGUGGGGGGAGGGGAGUUCCUGCUCAAUGGGCCUGGAGGGCUAGGCUUGUUUGUGUUGGCGUCGGGAGUGUGCCAGCGCCCGCCUCUCCACUGGUCCCCGGAGGUCCUGGCAGCGUGCAUGUGCCCCCCUUACGCCCUGAGCCUGCAGGCCUGUGAGCUGGUGGUCUACAGCCUGUUGGACCAGCAGUGUAAGCAGACGGUCAGUGUGAGGGGGGCACUGGGGAUGGUGCCUACAACAGAUGGAGCGGUGGUGUUCACAGACAGGUCGGUGUACACUGUGUGGAUGUCUCCGGUGCAGGAGCAGGUCCAGAGGCUGGUGGAGCAGGAGAGGCUGGAGGAGGCUCUGCUGCUGCUGGACUCACCGCAAGCACACGCAGUGGAUCCACACAGGGAGCUGCAGAGGAGCGUCACGUGUCAGGCUGGGUUCCAUCACUUCUUCCAGGAGAGGUUUAGUGAAACCACGCCCCUGUUCAUUAAAGGUGAAUUAGACCCCCGAGAACUCCUCCACCUCUUCCCCGACCUCCACGCCACUCUCCCGGAACACUUCCACCCCCAAAUAGACCACCACACCAGGGCUCAGGACCUCCGGGAGCUGUGGCGCACGGACCCCGACACGAAGCACCGAUACCUGCGCUUCCUGAUCGAUUAUCUGCGGGCGGUGAGGAGCAGAAGCGCGGAGCCCGACCUGUGGAGCGGCUGCGGAGCGGAGGAGGUGGACUGCGCCCUCCUGUGGCUGUAUGUGCAAACUGCGGACAGCGACGGUCUCGUGCAGCUCGUGGCCAAUCCAAAUGCGUGCGCGCGGGAGAGAUGUGAACCCGUCCUGACGCAACACAACAGAUUUUUUGCCUUGGGUUUUCUCUACCAAAGCCAUGGAAAAUAUGAGGAUGCCAUACAGAGCUGGGUGGACCUAGCAGAGGGGGUGCACACAGACCCCUCCUGUCCCCUAUCCCACUCAGAGGUCCUGGAGCUCGUAGUGUCCACUCUGAGACAGCUGGAGGACACAGAUAUUGUAUGGAAGUAUGCACCAUGGAUUCUGCACAACAACCAGGAGACAGGUGUACAGAUCUUUACCAAGCCUCCAGCCCAAGCCCAUUUCCCCCCAGACCAGGUCCUGCCUCUACUGGAAACAUACCCACAAGCCCGGAUCAAGUAUUUGGAGUUUUUAAUACAUGAAACAAACAGUGAGGAGGCGGGACAUCACACACAUCUGGCCCUGGCUUAUGUGUCCCAGAGUCUUCAGAGCCAUGAGGACACAGAGACCAGAAGGAAACUGCAAGACCUUCUAUGGGAGUCACAGUGUUACGAUGUCUCUACUGUGUAUGAUCAAAUCAAACCCACAUCUCUGCACAUUGAAAAAGCCAUUCUUCUGGGUCGUACCGGGGACCACCGAGGAGCCCUGAGCCUACUUGUCCAGGACUGUCCCGACCCCACUGCGGCAGAGGAAUACUGCUGCAGGCUCUCCACAGACAGAAGCUUCCAGACCACACAGGAACUACUGCUCAACCUGCUGAACAUCUACCUGACCAGUGAGGGGCGCUCUCCGGCCGCCCUGGACCUGCUGCAGAAGUACCCCCAGGUGCUGUCAGGGGAGAAGGUUCUGGAGGUCAUGCCUGAGUCCUGGUCUGUGCAGCUCCUCUCCGGGUUCCUGGUUGAGUCGAUAAGGGAGAUGUUUCACCAGAGUCGCUUGAAGAAAGUGCAGCGAGCUUUGGAGCAGGCACGGCUACUCAGGCACAAGGCAUUCUGGAUCCAAGCCUCUAACACCAUGUUGAAACUGGACGGGAAACAACCAUGUUUGUUGUGCCGUAAACCUGUGACCUCGCCUCUCUUUGUCCACACGCCCUCUGGUGGUCUGCUACACCUGGACUGUGCAAACAACUCUGGCACUACACCUCCUACAUGUACUGUACCUAGUAGUGUCAAGUAACCCUGUACUCAAACUUCAAAUGAAAAGUGUUUGAAUGAAUGAUUGAAAGUUGAGUCACAGUGACAAGACAGUAGAAUAGUACUUAUAGUUGUAGUAAUAGUAGAUGGAAAAGUGGAAGUAGUUAGUUUAUUACUUCUCUACUUAUGUUGCGGUAUAUUUAAUAGGCACCUGGUUAGUAAUAUCUUACUUAAAGAGGGGGUAUUAUACAAAAUCUUUUUUUUUUAGCUUUCUACCAUGUUAUAAAGUUGUUCCCUCAUCAAAAAAAAUGCCUUAAGAGGUUUUAAAUGACAUCCAUGCAUGUCUGAGUAAUCUAACGAUCUCUCCCAGGCCCUUUUCAAAUUCUCCCUAUGAUCAGCUGUAAAGUUCUGUCCAAUGCACACGCCUAAGUCACCCACGCUCCCACACGACAAUUCUCCAUAAAUGUACAAAAGCAGGAUACAAAACAAUACACUACGACUUCACAAACCUGAUACUAUGUGCAGUAGUUUGUGUAGAGAGCAAAGGGAGGGGAGUCUCAGAGCGUCAAAAAUGAAAUUGAAACUUUGACAUUUUUACUCCUG